UGUUUUCUAGGGUUUAUGCUCUUCCAUGGCCGGGUCACGCAACACUUACUCGUUCCCCACGCUCGAGAGGAAGGAGAUCCUCAAGUGCCUGGCGCAGAUCGGCGUGACCGACCUCUCGGAGGAGAAUCUGGUAAAGCCGUCUAGGGAGAUCAUCUGGCCGCUAUACGAGAAUCUGGUGCAAUACCUUGUGGGAAUCCCCAGGAAUGAGCUCCAGCAGCCCGUUCUUGGCGCCUUGGAUUGCGUGCGGCAUCAGGAGCUCUAUGCUGAUUCAGUCGGGACUCUGGCGUCGUUUCGUGCGAUUUCCAAGCUCAUGCAUGCCGCUGGUGUGGAUGAUUUCGGAACCAGGGAUAUUUUCAGGCCGGAGCCGGCUAGAACAGUCCACGCGCUGAGCGCUGUGAUCAACUUUGCAUACUUCAGAGCGGAGAGGGAACUUCCAGAUACCGAGACUGAGCUUGUGGACAGAAUCCAGCAAUUGGAAGAAACCAGGAUACAGCUUCAAAACGCAAUUGCUCAAAACGAGGCGGAGCGAAAAGCUGAGGAGCCUCAAGUCCAGAAAUUAUCCGUGGAGGCGAAAGAACUGGAGCAGAAAAUCUACGCUCUCAACAAACAACAGGCCGUGUUGCAAAGCGACAUACGCGGGAUCAAAGAGGAGCUGAAUAAGCUGACUGAAAAGAUUGUAAGCGAGAAAGCCUCUGUUGCUCAAAUGAAACAAGAAGGGUUCCAGCUGCGGACACAGAUUGUACAAUCUCCCGACAAGCUUCGGAAAAUGCUUGAAGACAGGAGGGCGGCUGUUCAGAAUGCGGAAGCUGAGGUUGAAUCGGCCCGUCAAUCUGUCGUCAAAUGGAAGCACAAGUACGAGGCAUACACAAAAGCGAAAAGGAAAGUGCAAAAAUGCCUUGAUAUGAUGGACUCGCUGGACAAGCAGGUAAUUUCGUUACUCUCGCUCGACUCGCACGACGGAUUGACUUGUUUUGCUGUACAGGCGGCUCUUCAGAAGAAAAUGGUGAAAGAUUCGAAGGAGAUGAAGAUGAAACUUAAAGAGAAUGAAGAGAAGCAUUCGGUUAUCAGUGCGCAGCUGGAAAAGCUGAAAAUCGAAGGCCAGCAUUUUCACAAUCUACUGGAGAAGCUAGAUUCGUCCUUCGACGUCAAGUGCCAGGAGGCGGACAAGGAGCUUGAAGAUUUCAGGUUGCAAAAUGCGCCUCUGAUUGAUCAACUGGAUAAACAGGAAGAGCAAAUCGCGAGAAAGCAAGACGAGGUGGAAAUGAUCACAAGUAACUUAAACGAGGCUCGGUCGAAGAAAGAAGCCGGGCUCAAGGCCUUACACGACGAAGUGGAGCUGAUACAAAACGAGGUUCUGAGAUACAACGAGGACUUGAUGAGAGUGAUCGAGUCCUCCGAUGGACGUUUCAUACAAUAACUUGCCCAGAGUAUGACGCGCGGUACCGGCGGACGACCCAAACUAGAGGCGUUCCAGCUAUGCGUCACGUUGACUAUUUUGACCGGACGGUUGGAAUGCGCUGACCAAAUGUUUUUAAGCGCCAUUUACAGAAAAUGUUUAAAAAGUAGCUCUAUAGUUGCGAGCCAAAACGAAAAGGAUUCUCUGUAUGGAGAUUUCUUUACCAGUGUCACGUUUUAAGUGCAUUCUCAAUCUAACUCCAUCCAUCUCGUGAAA
Messenger RNA from Selaginella moellendorffii, 1672 nucleotides. RefSeq names its product probable kinetochore protein NUF2. The transcript has 10 exons. Bases 26 to 1417 code for a protein of 463 amino acids. The record is from RefSeq and is a predicted model, not a curated record. Gene Ontology annotation, biological process: kinetochore organization; meiotic chromosome segregation; mitotic spindle organization. Gene Ontology annotation, cellular component: kinetochore; Ndc80 complex. Gene Ontology annotation, molecular function: protein-containing complex binding. Lineage: Eukaryota; Viridiplantae; Streptophyta; Lycopodiopsida; Selaginellales; Selaginellaceae.